AUGUCUGAUCCCUUCCUCAUGCUAAGCAAAACCGUCCUUGACAGUUGCCCGUAUUUGUCAAUCCUGGCCCUUCACUGGAGCCCUCAGCAAAUCAAUGGACACAGGUUUGAAGGGAAGGAAGGUGAUUACAUUCAAAUUCCAGAGAGGUUACUGGAUGCUCCUGAGCCGGAAGUGUCGGAUGGGAAAAAUGCGUGCGCAUUAGUCCAGUUUGUGGAGUACAGCAGCCAGCAGUGGUUUGUAGCAGGAGACAACCUUCCUGCCCUGAGAGACAAGGUAUUGUCUUUGAAUGUGAAAGGUCAGAAUGCACAACCCCUGCUUAACAACAAUGAGGUUCUCUACAGGAUUUAUGCAGCUGAGCCUAGAAUUAUUCCUCAUACAUCUCUGUGUCUCCUCUGGAAUCAGGCUGCUUCCAGCUGGUUGUCCGACAGCCAGCUUUGCAAAGUGGUUGAAGAUGCUGCGGACUACGUGGACUGCGCCUGCUCACACAUGUCUGCGUACGCUGUCUACGCUCAGACUGACAACUUGGUGUCGUACAACGAAGCUUUUUUCUCUGCUGGCUUUAUAUGCAUCUCAGGUCUCUGUUUGGCUGUUGUUUCCCACGUGUUCUGUGCUAGAUACUCCAUGUUUGCAGCUAAACUUCUGACUCACAUGAUGGCCGCCAGCUUAGGAACCCAGCUCCCUCAGCCAGACACAGGCUUGGGGUGGGAGGCUGAGGAAGUGUUUGAUGAGCACGUCACCGCUAAGACUGCAUGUUCCACAGUCUCUCCCUCUCUGUAA
Messenger RNA from Rattus rattus (black rat), 777 nucleotides. RefSeq names its product adhesion G-protein coupled receptor V1-like. The transcript is spliced from 6 exons. Gene Ontology annotation, cellular component: membrane. Gene Ontology annotation, biological process: negative regulation of adenylate cyclase activity. Gene Ontology annotation, molecular function: G protein-coupled receptor activity. NCBI's taxonomy places the organism in Eukaryota, Metazoa, Chordata, Mammalia, Rodentia, Muridae. The coding region runs from base 1 to 777 and encodes 258 amino acids. The record is from RefSeq and is a predicted model, not a curated record.